UCCGAAGUAUCUAGCAUUUUACAAGUAGUAAAUGGUCUCCCCGCAAUUUUUAGUCUCCUGCCAGCAGAGUCUAGUCUUCCAUUAAUACUUUAACUUCUACCAGCAUCUAGAUUUCUGCUAGUACUAUCUAUCCUUGUGCUACUUAUAUCUAAUUUUCUAGCAAUGUAUAGUCUACCAGAGAUCAAGAAAGAUCUCUAACGAAGUAAAUUGCGAUCUAAAUAUCAAGUAUUUCGUAUGACUAACUUAAAACAUAACUUAGACAAUGACUAAUGCCCGUUUGCACCGUAAUACAUAAGCAUUGCUUAAAGGCUAAGUAAUGCUUAAGUAGUGAAUUUGCGUUGCACCGUCAAGUAACCCGUUCUCAAAAUCAAUAAGACGUUCUCAAAUAUAAGUAUUUGAAAUCCAGUGCUUAAGUUGUUCUCAAGCGCAUACGUCAAAUAGACAUAACCGCACAUAACCUAUACGUUAAAAAAGUAAUAAAAUAAAAUAAUGGAUCUGCAAAUUUUCGACGACGAUUUAGAUGUUUUGGAAAUAAUUGAUUUUGGUUUUCCAAAAUUAAUAUACACAAGAUCCAAUUAUUUCCACGAAAUGAACGAAUAUAAUUUUUUUAAAAGAUUUCGUCUAACAAAACAAAGUUGUUUGUAUGUUCUACGACAAAUACAAGAAAUUAUAGAAUUUCCGUCUAAUAAAAACAACUGUGUGUCUCCAAUGAACCAGUUGCUAACAACCCUUAGAUUUUACGCUUCUGCUAGCCAUUUAACUAUUGUAGCUGAUUUUACCGGGAUGCAUACUUCAACAGCUAGUAGAAUUAUAUCGCGGGUAUCGCGUGCAAUUGCUAUGCUGAGACCGCAAUACAUAAAAAUGCCAAGUAAUACCGAAGAAAUUCUAACAGUACAAAAUCAGUUUUAUGGAAUAGCUGCAUUUCCCAGGAUUAUAGGUGCCAUUGAUUGCACGCACAUGAAAAUUCAGUCUCCUGGUGGCGAAGAUGCAGAAGUGUACAGGAACCGAAAAGGCUACUUUUCUUUUAACGUACAAGUUAUUGUAAAUGCAAAUUUGGAAGCCAUGGAUAUUGUGGCAAGGUGGCCAGGAUCUGUUCACUAUUCAACUAUAUUUAAUAAUAGUCGGAUUAGAGCACGGUUAGAAAACGGAGAUUUCCAAAAUGGCAUAUUAUUAGGUAUGAUGUUACUGAUACUUAACGUAAAAUAGUACAUAUAGUACAUACUAUUUGAUUACAAAUGA
This is a messenger RNA of Onthophagus taurus, 1239 nucleotides long. Lineage: Eukaryota; Metazoa; Arthropoda; Insecta; Coleoptera; Scarabaeidae. The record is from RefSeq and is a predicted model, not a curated record.